Molecule: messenger RNA, 6233 nt
Organism: Pelodiscus sinensis (Chinese soft-shelled turtle)
Lineage: Eukaryota; Metazoa; Chordata; Testudines; Trionychidae
Gene: EGF
Product: epidermal growth factor
Biological process (GO): positive regulation of MAPK cascade; canonical Wnt signaling pathway; positive regulation of cell population proliferation
Cellular component (GO): plasma membrane
Molecular function (GO): Wnt-protein binding; calcium ion binding; Wnt receptor activity
Source: RefSeq, a predicted model, not a curated record
GGAAUGGGGAGUCAUUCCAAGUUUGUAUAUAAAGAGAAACUAUGUUUUAGGGGGAAUAAUACCUAUAGAUAUUUACCGCCCAACCCAUUUACAGUCCGUGGUGGACAGUUUCACAGCUUUUCUGUGUUUAAGAUUUAUUUCACAGCUUUACUUGUGGCAAGGAAAUUUGAUGUGAUCCUUGUGAGCUUUGCUUUUAAGCUGAGUUAAAUUUGUGGCAAGGGUGUCAGGCAUUUCAUACGUGGCUUAGAAAAAAAAAGAAAGAAGAAAGAGAGAGUGUGUGAGAGAGAAAAAACAUUGUGUGUGUGUGUGUGUGUGUGUGUGUGUGGAAGAAAUCUUGCUGGAAUUCCCUCAAAGGUUCUAGUAGGGACAAGAAAAGCAAGACUGGGGGAUAAAACUAUGGGGCUGUGAAAAGAUGUCCCAUUGCAUAAAGCAGGCUGUUGUAGAAACACUCUGGGAAUACACAUGUUCAUCUUGUCCUGGAUAUGACUGAGUACAAGGAAGUUGCUCUCUAUUGACUGUUCAAAAAGUAGAAGAUUAUGUUUCUCGUACUUACAGUUUUUUUGCCAGUGGUUUUCAAAAUUGGUUUUGUUAGCCUCUCAGUUUUACAGCAUUGGAACUGUCCCAAGGGAUACCGAUUGGGGAAUGAAAACUCGACUUGUAUAGAUAUUGAUGAAUGCCUUGAAGGUGGUCUAGGUACCUGUGGCCAAUCCUGCAUCAAUGUUCCAGGGUCCUAUCUCUGCUCCUGCUUGCCUGGCUACACACUGGACAAUGACAGGUGGUCCUGUUAUGCUGAUGAUCCUGCACCAUUCCUAAUUUUUAGUCAUGGAAAUGCGAUCUUUAGAAUUGAUAGAGAGGGGACCAAUCAUGAAAGGCUAGUUGCUAAUGCUGGCCUAUCAGUGCUCAUAGAUUUUUAUUACAAAGAUGAGAAAAUGUAUUGGGUGGACUCUGAAAAAGGACUUCUGCAACGAGUGUACCUGAAUGGCACAAAACAAGAGAGACUAUGCUACAUUGAAAAAGGUGUUUCAGGAUUUGCCAUCGACUGGAUAAAUCAAGAUAUUAUUUGGGCCAACCACCAGAAAGCAACUAUUGAAGCAACUGAUAUGAAUGGAAAUAAUUCCCGAGUCCUUUUAAAGGACAUAGGUCAUCCCACAAGUAUUGCUGUUGACCCUGUGAAAAGGUCUAUAUUUUGGUCUUCAGACAGCGCUUUAUCCAGCAUUCACAGAGCAACUGUCGAUGGAACUGACAUGAGAAGUGUUUUAAGGACCACAGAAAAAAUAAAGACCAUUUCAUUGGAUUUUACUGACACGAGACUCUUCUGGAUUCAGUAUGAUAGUGAGGAAGAUGUGUCACGCAUUGGGUCAUGUGACUAUAACGGUGGCUCUAUACAUUUGCCCAUACAUUCUGCCCGACACCAUUUAUUUGGCAUGUCUUUGUUUGCGGAGCACUUGUACUAUUCAGAGCUGAAAACUGGCAUCAUCUGGAGAGCCAAUAAAUUUACAGGGAAGGUUAUAGUCACAAUCAGCUUGAAACCAUUUUUGCCACCUACUGAAAUAAAAGUGGUACAUCCAUUUAAACAGCCUGGUACAAGAACAGAUGUUCAAGAUUUUGAACACAGAUCCUGCCAUUUAAAUAAUGGAAACUGCAAGAGAAGCAUCUGCAAGGCUGACUCCAAGACCCAUCUGUGCAAGUGUUCCAAUGGAUUUGUUUUAAGUCGAAAUAGGCAAUACUGUGAAGAUGUCAAUGAAUGUGCGUUUUGGAACCAUGGCUGUACUCUGGGAUGCGUAAAUAUCCCUGGCUCCUAUUACUGUACGUGUCCACGAGGUUUUAUUUUGCUACCUGAUAGGAAAACAUGUCAUGAGCUCAUUUCCUGUGCAAAUAAUCACACUGAAUGCAGCCACGGUUGUCUUGAAACAUCUAAAGGGCCCAUUUGCUUCUGUCCUGGGGGAUCGGUGCUCCAAGUAGAUGGGAAAACAUGCUCAGGUUGUACAUCUCUGGAUAAUGGUGGAUGCAGCCAGAUUUGUACCUCUUUAAGCCCAUCUUCCUGGGAGUGUGGUUGUUUUCCUGGAUAUAAGCUACAAGGGGAUAAAAGACGCUGCACUGCUAUAGGCCCCAGGCCAUUUUUGCUAUUUGCAACUGGCCAGGACAUCAGACGCAUCAGUUUUGAUGGAACAGAUUAUACAAGUUUACUCGACUGGCAGAUGGGAAUAGUCUUAGCGCUGGACUAUGACCCCGUUGAAAGUAAGAUUUAUUUUGCACACACAGUCUUGAAGUGGAUAGAACGAGCUAAUCUGGAUGGCUCAAAUCGUGAAAAAAUUAUUUAUGAAGCUAUAGAUAUACCUGAAGGUCUUGCUGUGGACUGGAUUAACCGUAAAUUGUAUUGGACAGACAGAGGGAAGUCAUAUAUUGGGAGGAGUGAGUUGAAUGGAAUACACAGAGAAAUGAUCAUCAAGGAGGAUGUCCUCCAGCCUCGAGGGAUUGCUGUUCACCCAUUAGCCAAGAGACUCUUCUGGACUGACUUGGGGGUCAAUCCACGGAUCGAAAGUGCUUCCCUACAAGGCAAUGAUCGUCGGGUUAUAGCAAGCAUGGACCUGGUGUGGCCCAGUGGAAUAACAGUUGACUGCUUAGCUGACAAGUUGUAUUGGUGUGAUGCUAAACAGUCUGUUAUUGAAACUGCAAAUCUGGAUGGCUCUAACCGCCAAAUACUUGCACAGAACGAUGUAGGCCACCCGUUUGAUGUAGCAGUAUUUGAGGAUCACAUUUGGUUCUCUGACUGGGCUAAGCCUUCGUUAAUGAGGGUGGACAAGAAGACCGGCCAAAACAGGGUACGUCUUCGAGGCAGCAUGCUGAGACCCUCAUCAGUGGUUGUAGUUCAUCCUUUGGCGAAACCAGGAGGUGUCUCUGUACACAAGAAGGCAGCAUCACAGAAUAAAACAGCAACACUGGAAACCUUUCAUCAAAGUCCAUUGAAUAGUGGUGCAUAUCGGGAUACUAGCAAUGAGGAGGAGCUACAGAACAAGCAGUUGUUGAUGGCUGAAAUCAUGCUGUCUGAUCAAGAUGAUUGUGCGGUGUUAGAAUGUAAUAGGAAUAGCCAGUGUAUUCCCCUGGAAGGUGGUGCUACGUGCCAAUGUUUGAAAGGAUUUACCAGGAAGGGUAAAUCAUGCUAUGAUGUGGAUGAAUGUACUCUUAACAUGGAUGGCUGUAAUCGACGCCUGUCAGACUGCAUCAAUACUGAAGGUGGCUACGUCUGCAAGUGUCGGGAGGGCUAUACUGGAGAUGGGCUUCGUUGUUAUGAUAUCGAUGAAUGCCAGCUGGGGAUGCACACAUGCAGAGACAACACUGUCUGCACCAAUACUGAAGGAAACUACACCUGCACUUGCCUCAGUGGUCCAUCUGGAGCCAGGGCCAACUGUACUGAAUCUGCUCUGCAGUCUACCACUAGCACCAGUGGUGACAACAUUUCCAUUGAACAAGAUGGUUUUAUGGGCUGUCCAUCUUCACAUGACUCCUAUUGUCUCCAUGGCGGAGUUUGUAUUUAUGUUUCAAUUCUCCAAGAUUAUGCAUGCACCUGUGUGACAGGUUACGUGGGGGAGCGCUGUCAGUUCAGUGACUUGGAAUGGUGGGACCAGCAGCACGUGGAGCAAAUAAAGAAGCGGAACAUCGCAAUAGCAGUUUGUAUAACUGUACUGUUCCUGCUGCUCCUCCUGGGAUCUCUUGCUGCUUACUGUUGCAGAAGUCAGAACUUCUAUAAGAAGAAUCCCUAUGCAGAAGCGAUAAGAAAUGCCAGCAGCAGCAGCAGUGCCGACAGUGAGAACGUGACACCUACUAGCAAUAAGCCUCGGUUCCUUGUUGUGAUGGCACAUAACAGUCACAGGGAAGGCAGAGCUGUCGAACUAAUGGACUGCGAGGCAGCUGAUGACGACCGCUCCUGUCCUUCAGAGCCCGCGUAUGUGCGGUCUCAUCCUGCAGCAAACAACAAAGCAACGCAGAUGCUAGCAGAAGAGGGGAGCGAACCGGGGUGCCAGCUACAUCUUCUCAAUGGUAGGAAGCCACCAGUUGGUGAAGCAGAGAAGAGCCCACAUGAGCUUCAGUGGAGCAUCACCCACAAUCCCAUGUUGGAAGGUGACCUCCGCUCCUAAGCACCAGCCAUCCUGUUAAUGCUGCCAGAAUAAAGGGUCUCAGAACUAAGCCGAAGUAGUGGUAGCAUGGAUUCAGUAUGAAACUGAAAUAUACAAUCUAUUGGCGCUAUAUUUUUUUCUUUAAACUGUACAUUAAAAAUACCUUGCCAGUCCUUCCUUAUCUCUGUUUGGAAGCACUACUGUGAUGGACAUACCAGUACUAAAUAUUCUAUUACAUUUUUAAUAUCACUGUACAAGUUCUACUAAUUUCAGCACUUUGCAGCUAAGACGACAUGGAAGAAAAUGCACCCCAGCUGCUGACCAUUAGAAACAAAUCUUCUGAAUGUUUUUAUUAUUUUCUAGUGUUUGCUUUCUUCAUUCUUAUUCAGAAGUCAUGAAAUCAGACUAGAUAACAGGUAACCAGGAUGGCCAUAUGGAGAAACUACAGUUCUGUAACCUAGGAUAAUGCAGUAGAAUCAGAUAAAAUGGUUUCUUCAGUAGGCCUGAAGAUCCUCUCCUCUACACUGGUUUGAGACUUGUGUGCUUGUUUUGACUUCAGUGGAGUUACUCCUGAUAAAGGUUUGUGUAAGUGACAGCAAAUUGAGGUCCUAUACUUUUAAGAUUUACCUGGACCAUAAGAAUUUUUCUGUAAAUGAACAUCUGUUAUAUGCAACAAGGGAGAUGUAGCUUCUGGGGAAACCAACAUCAUUCAUCAAUCUUCCUAUCUAAAAUCUUCAAAGUCCUUAAGAUCAUGAAUUAGUUUGUUUCUGGGAUGAGACAGUGGACCAGUUUCUUCUCUGGUCUACCAGUGUCACUGCACUGGAGUUAUUUUCCCUUCAUCAUGGUGUGACUGAGUGAAAUCUGGCUCAUUCUGGAUGAGCCUGGUGUAUGGAAAGAGUUCCAGCCAUCUGCCACAUGAAAUACACAUACUUCAUAAAAAACGAAGGGAAAAAAAAUCCAGUUUGGAUUGAGUUACACAAAACCGGCUUGCUUGUACUGCUACAUUAAAUCCAGGGGAUUGAUUAUAAACAUAUAAGAGGAUUUAUUUUUAUUGUUGACAUCCAAGCAGCUACAAUUUACACCUAAUUAUUUAAUACCCACGUAAAAUUAGCACAGAGAGAGAGAGGUGUCACUUAUGAGCUCAAAUUACUUGCAUCCUGUUCACUGGAAUUGCUGAGAUUGUUUUUAAAAUAUUUGCAGAUCAGCUCUAUUACUUUGAAUAUGAAUAUUCCCAUGGGCACUUCCACCCCAUUCAUACAGGAAUGUGGUUGCAAUUCAAAAUCAAGCCACCAGUUUUUCUGAGGUUUAUUCUGCACUAAUUAUGGAUCAUCAUCUUUAAUAUCCUCUGAGUUUUCCAUCACUAUUAAUAGUGUUCAUAAUUUCUUAAUCUGGAUAGCUGAAAACAUUAUUCCUAUUCACAUAUAUUGGCAAUCCUUUUUUAGAAUUCUAUUAAAAAGGGCAGGAUAUAUUUUCCAUUCAUUUUAUUAAGUCUCCAGGGUAGUGAUUGGAGAAGCAAGUGCUAGUCACUUACCCAAGUAUAAAACUGGGGUAUCUCUACUAGUGUGGGCGAUAGAAGAACUGAGCUUGUGAUAUCUUAAUUAACAUAUGUCCAGUCACCACAUCAGCUCUGAUUUCAAUGUAAAGUUAUGAAACACAUCUUUUAGAAAAAGUUUUGUAAAAAUUAGAUUUGUUUCAUUUCUACUUGGAAAUGUUCCGAUGUGUUUGUAACUGCCAUUAACAUUAAUGGCAAUUACACAUACCCAUAUGAACAGAUGGACUCCUCUGUUUAAACUGAAAUGAUUUGAAGAGUGUGAGAACACUAAAUAAUAUACAAGAGAGGACAAUGCUUGUGUUGAAACACAAGUACUCAAUGGAUUGGACUGUAAAAUAAAUAGCUACACUUUGAAUAUAUUAGAGAUGGAUCAUAGUCUCCAAGUAUGGAUUUGUAUCUAAACCCACACCUCCGAGGAUUUUGCAGAGGUAUUUGUUCAUGUCAGUGAUUUUGCUUGUCUCAGUAUAAGGACAGAGGCCAGACUAGGCAUGUUAAAUUGAGAUUAAUUAACUAAUCGAAUAGUUGAUGGGAUUUCCAUUGACUAUUCGAUUACUCUAUAAGGGGGC